Pollicipes pollicipes is the source of this 2137-nucleotide messenger RNA. Its product is annotated as receptor-type tyrosine-protein phosphatase U. Bases 1 to 1239 code for a protein of 412 amino acids. The transcript has 10 exons. Gene Ontology annotation, biological process: protein dephosphorylation. NCBI's taxonomy places the organism in Eukaryota, Metazoa, Arthropoda, Thecostraca, Pollicipedomorpha, Pollicipedidae. Gene Ontology annotation, molecular function: protein tyrosine phosphatase activity. The record is from RefSeq and is a predicted model, not a curated record.
AUGGUGACGGAGAGGUACCGUGUCGUCCCGCGCCUGACAACGUUGCCUCUCCCGGUCAGUGACGGAGCGGGCCGGUCAGGGGUGUUCCUGGCGAUUGACGCCAACAUUGAGUUGGCCGAGGAGGACGGCGUGUUCGACGUCUACGGCUACCUGAAGAAGAUGCGGCAGGCUCGGCGGGGUCUCAUCGAGACGAUCGACCAGUACAAGUUUGUGUACGACACGCUGGAGGAGUUCGUCACGUGCGGCUAUUCGUCCUUCCCGGUGUCGGAGCUGUCGCAGCGGCUGAAGGAGAAGGCCGUCAAAGGGCUCGACAAGCUGAACGACUACCAGCGCGAGUUCAACCAGAUCUGCCGCCAGGUGCCCAAGUUCACGAUCGGCGACUGCGCCGGCGGCCACCGCGCCGACAACCGACACAAGAACCGUGACGUCAUGAUCGUGCCGCCCGACAACUUCCGCCCGUACCUGAGCUCAUUCCAAGGCACCAACUUCACCGACUACAUCAACGCCGUGUUCGUGGACGAGUACAACCGCGCGCGGGAGUACAUAGUGACCGAGUGGCCGCUGCGCUCCACGCAGAGCGACUUCUGGAGCCUGGUGUACGACCACGACUGUAACUCGAUAGUGGUGCUCACCAACCCGGGCGACAGUUCGAGCUUUCCCCACUUUUGGCCGGAGAGCACCAGGUCCAAGAAGUACGGCACCGUGUUCACUGUCGAGCACAUAUCGCACCAGCACUACCAGAACAUCAAGUCCUGGGUCUUCAAGAUCAACAAAAAGGAGAUAGCGCCGUACCGUAAGACCAUAUCGACCAACGUGGACCCACAUCAAGGCUCGCAGAUCGUCUCGCUGACUGAGCUGAUGGCCGGCGUCAAGGCCGAGGUGAAGACGUGCCAGCUGUUCCAACUGACCUGCUGGCCGGCCGCCUACAAGGUGCCCACCUCCACCAACGCGUUGGUCGAGCUGAUGAACAUGGUGGAGCGGUGGCGGCAGCGCUCCGGCUACGGGCCUGUGGUCGUCGUCUCUCCUGACGGCCAGUGCCGAGCGGGCGUGUACUGCGCGGCCAACGCGUGCAUCGAGCAGGUGAUCCAGCACAGCGAGGUGGACGUGUUCCAGGCGGUGAAGACGGUCCGCCGGCAUCGGCCGCAGCUCAUCUCCAACAUGACCGAGUACAAGUACUGCUACGACCUGGUGCUGCACUACGUCCUCCACUAUCUGAACCAGGAGGCGGCCAGCCACUAGUGACGGCAGCGGACGGGCGGGCCGCCGCGACGGUCUGGAGAGGCUGCUGCCGGCUGCCGCACACUCCUGCCGGCCGUGCACUGGUCUGCCUAUGUGAUGUGGGAAAGCUGGCAAGUGCGGGGUGGCCGGCUGCGUGACUUCCCCGCGCUGAUGAUCGGGUUUGGGCCUGAUCUGGAUCUGGAUCUGGGUCUGGAUCUGGGUCUGGUGCCGGGUCUGGGUCUGGGUUUCGGCCGCCAACCGUCGGUGGUUGGGAUCUCGGCCGGAGGGGUUUCGGCCGCCGGCCGUCGGUGGUCGGGGUCGGGGUCUGGACCGGAGGGCUUUGGCCCGCCAGCCGUCGGUGCGUCGAGGGGCAGCGAUGCCGUCAACGGCGUGCUGCACGAUCUAACCCCAGGGGCAGGGGCGUCGGCUGUAAAGUCUGAGAGCAUUGGAGGUCGAACGGAAUUUGGAGCUCUUGGUGUGUGACAAAGGAGCGGAUGUGCCAUCGCCCGUCUGAGGGUGCCCGUUCUCUUCGGCGAGCGUCAUUGAACAGGACUCCCGCGUAGCAGUUAUGUAUAGCGUUCAGACGUGUAGCAGCUGCGCAUGUUUUGUCCGUGCAGUCGGCGGUAUUCUGGGUGAAAACGUUAACGCUCGUCCCAUGGUGUGAGCGUGUCGUUCAUGUACUCAUAUUACGACAGCGAUCCGUACCAGUUCGGUUUUGGUGACUGUUGAGCGCCGGCGUGCGUUGUUUGCGACUUGGAAGUUCAGAUUGUAUGAUUGUUAGCGAGUUAUCUGAGGAUAUGCCUUUCUGAGAUGGCUAUGCCGGAUUUGGCGGCCGCACGUUACCGCCCCGUGCACGGCUGUCUGGCUCAGCGCAGGCGGGCAGGCCGUGCGUCCCCCUGCGGGUGGCCGUCCCAGCGGC